UUGGGAUACGAUUUAUGAAUGGCGCGGGUGUGAACGAAUUUCUUCGAGUCAACAAAAAUCACCAGCGCGAUAAACAGAGGCACACUCACACGAUCGCGAUUAAAAACAACACUCUCCAUUUAACUAUAAAGAAAUCGUUUGUUUUUCGGAAAACAAAUAAGAGAAAAUAUGAGAAACAAGCGUGGAAAUUGCAGUUGCAAAUAAAACAAACGCAUCGUUUGUCAGGCUUGAAUUUCGCACGGUUUCAGCACAUCCCCCCAAAAAAUAAGAAAAUAAACAUUCCCUUACCCCUUUUUUCGAAAGCAAAGAAAAAAUAUAAAUAAAAACUAUAUACAGGAAAAAUGUAAAGCUAAAUAGUGCAUAAAAAUCGGUUUUCUUUGCGGUUCGGUUCCGUUCUUAUAGAGUGUGCGUGCGUUUCUGCUUCCCCCUAUCUGUCUCCUUCUCUUUCUUCUGGCCCCACCGCCAUCUCUUUCUCUCGUCAGCGAGAGAACUGGGGGAACGCGUGUGCUUUUGUUUUCGAUUACGUUUACUACAUUUUUUGUACGCCCCAUAGAAAAAAACAUGACGAAAUGUUGUUGUUGAAAACGAGAAAUAAAUACAAGUGAUUACAAGAAAUUUAUAAAAUAAACGAAGUAACGAAAAUAAAAGAGAAAUUAUACAUCUCAAGAUAUACGAAAAGAAAAGUAUUGUGAAGAAAUACACAAAAGCGAAAUUCUAUUUGGUGUUUAUGGAAUUUUCAGUGGUGUUGUGAAACCGAAAAAUACGAAAGAAGCAAAAGUUACAGAUACUCUCUUCUCGUGAACCAGCUGCAAACGCAUCUAAAAAGCUUGGACAUUUCGCCGGGACAUUUUGCAUGAAAAUUGCAGCCGAAAAAGAAUCACCCUGCAUGGCUAUACGACAAUGUCCAAUGCUCGCGAGCUGGCAUUGAUCGAGAAAUGGGCUGACAUUGCUACGCCGGCGACGCCGAAUCGGCCGACCUUAUCGCCAACAUCGCCGCCAGCACUCCAUCGAUCCAUCGUGAAGUUCUGCUGCUGCCCGCAGCGAAGGCGCUACAAUCUCAAGCAGGCCAAGAGCAACAGCAACAACAGCAGCAACAAGUCGACGGUCAACACGCUGCAUGCCAGAAAUAUAUUGGUCGAUAGCGAUUUCAGCUAUAUUGAUGAUGUGCCGCGGCGACGCCAAGAUUGCCACAACGAUUACGACGAUUGCGACUACGACUGUGGCGGCGAUAAAGCAGAAGCCGAUGAUGCCAAUGAUACCGCCGCUGCUCCGAGAGACGACGGAAAUGUGGCGCUGAUAUUAAUGAAUCAACGAAAUCUGGCCAAACAAUGGCGGCAGGACAACAAAGGCAACAGCAGCAGCAACAAAGUAGCAACAGCAGCAGCAGCAACAGCAGCAACAGCAACAGCAGCAACAGCAACAGCAGCAGCAACUAAAACUUGCGCUGUCACAAAGAGCCCGCCAAGUGGCAAUGAGCAACAGCAACACCAGCAGCAGCAGCAGCAGCAGCAACGACAACCAACCCAAAGACUAAGCAAUAGCUUGCAACAGCAACAGCAACACCAACAAUUGCAACAGCAACAGCAACAGCAACAUAGCAAUAAGGAAAAUACACUAAGCUACGACAACAACAACAAGCCGCACUGUAAUUAUUGUAAAUUACCCGACACCGCCGUGCCCCAAACGAAUAGCAACAGCGACUCGAAAAUUGAUUCACCGAAGUCGUCGCAGAAUAAAAUGACAAUUACGACAGCAACAGCAACAGAAACAGAUACAGCAACGGCAACGGCGGCAACAGCGACAGCAGCAACACCAGACACACCAGCAACACCUAAGCCCCGCAUUGCAGCCCGUCCGACCACGCCCAGCCGCCUUAAGACUGUGAUCAAAACAACAAUGGUGAAGCGGAGUCCUAGCCAUGACUCAACGGCAACAGCGGCAGCACAUGUGUUGCUGCCAAACAGCUGCAACAGCAACGGCAACAGCAGCAACAUCAGCAACAUCGGAGCCCAUGACGAGCCCAGACGUUCGGUUAGGGAGCGCAUCGCCGCCUUUGCGGCAGGAAAUGAGCCACAGCAACCGGCGACGCGGCAACAUGACAAAGUCAAGAAGUUAACUAAAAUGCAGUGCAAUAGCAAUACAAAUCAAAACAACAUGACGGGCGAGGAUGUGAAAAGUGCAAUUAGCAACGGCAACGCAGGCAGCACUGGCAGCACAGGCAGCACAGGCAGCACAGGCAGCGCUGGCAGCGCUGGCAGCACUGGCAGCACUUCAGCUAUCGCCGCUGACACGACGCGCCACAAAUCGGGAUUAAGUGAUGUGCCGGCCAGCGGAGACGUUGAUGGCCUUUCUCGGCCAACUUCAUCUGAAACCACAUCUGCCGUUUCAGCUCCGAGCGUUUUUAGCACCGGUUGUGCAACCAUGCCGCGAACUCGCCAAUACGGAAGCAAUGUUGCUGCCGCCGCGGCGACAGGAGCAACAUCGGCAACGGGAGCAACAACAGGAGCAACUCCUGCCAGCAGCAGCAUGACAGCUGAUAAGAAAUUCUUGAGCCAGGCGACGCCCGUUCAGGGGCAUCAUCAUCAUAAGCUGCAAUUUGCCGAUAAGGCCGAGUCCAAAUUGGCCGCACUGGACAGUCUGGACCUGGCCCACAGCCUCGAUUUGCUGGACGUCGAUGGCGAGGAUCCGUACGGAGCUCUGCAGGAUUACUUGGAGCGUGUCAAGCGGGAAAUCAACGAGGUCUUCGAGCUGCGCAAGGUCCAGCGUUUGGAGCAGCAGCUCCGUGAGCAACUGGAGGAGCGGCUAUCGCAGUCGGGAGUCCAGCAGCUUGAUGAAUUGUCUCGUUCCACGGAAUCAGAUAGCGGCUUUGACAGCAGCAGCACCACAGCCACAUUGGGCACACCAGCUGGAGCUGGUGGAACUGGAGGAGCUGGGGCAACAGGAGCAGUCACAACGGGCCAGCCAGUGACAACUAAACUUAGGGCCCUGCCGCCACCGCCCCUCAGUCCCACCAAGACCCCGACGAAAUCCCUAACCACUCCACCUGUCCAGGCGGACGAUGUUAACAUUUGGGCCUGCAAGUUCCUACGCGAUCUGGACAGCCUGAUGGCCACGGGCGAUAAGCUGCCCCCGCAUCUGGCAGCCCUGGCCGAAGGAUCCGGUUCCGGUUCGGCCAGCAGUUCGCCCACCUCCAGGACGGCGCCCCUCCUCCUGUCCGCCGCCGCCUCGGCGGCCAUCCAGAGUCGCUACGGCAAGGGCUCAUCCAUCAUGGAGCAUCAGCUCCAGCAACAGCAGCAGCAGCAGCAGAACGGACUCGUCUUGAAACCGGAGAAACACGCCACCAUUCCAUUGCAAUCGUUUUACCUUGGCUGCGGACGCAACGAGGCAUCGCCGGCAACCAAAUCGAAUGUUGCCUAUAUGCGCACCCUGUCGGCGCCGAACGGAGGAUUGGCGGGAGCAGCAACUGGAGGAUCCGGAGGAGCAGCCCUCCCCCCGCACAGUCAGCGCAAGAGUCUGGCCUGCCCCCCACUUAAUGGCCAAGCGGACACAAUAACUCCGACACCGGCAACUCAUAAGCUGACAAAUUUCCAAAGCGCAUUGAAAAUCGAGGAGAUGGCAGCGGCGAAGGCAACAGGUGAAUCCACGGCGACCACCUUGGAGGAUUUGAAAUCUAGGCGACAGCGACAAUUGAGCGGCGGCGACAUGGAGACAAUGCUGGCCUCCCAGCCGAUGUCGAUGCCAAAACGGGUGGGCAUUAAUCAUGCGGCGCUGACGAGCAGAAAUGCCAUAACCCCGCCGCCGGCAUCCGCAUCCCAGUCAGCCUCGGCCAAAGGCUCCUCCUCCUCCUCCUCGGCAGCAACCAGCACUCCCGGCUACCUGGUGGAUGUGACCAAAAAAGGAUCCACUUCGACCAUUUGGACCUGAGAGUCCAUUCUGCGCAGCGUUGGCGCCGUCGAUGAAGACAAUAACUCCACUUCGUCUUCCUCGGCCUGUGAGGAGGCCACGGGUGUCCUGAGUUCCGGCAAAUCGGGCAUUUCAUUGGACUCUUCGGGACUGGACAAUGAUAACAACGAGAGUGGCAUUGGCACGGCCACUCCGCCGAAGGACAUGUCCCACUACUGGAAGAGCCACCUGCAGCACCACCACCAUCAUCAUCAUCACCAUCAUCACAGGAAGUGUGUGGGAGGUGGCCACGCCCAGGACAAUGAGUCGGUGAGCAGCCUGGAGGCGAUGCGCAAGAUGAAGUUCCAGAAGAGCGGCUCGGUGGCCUCCUCCGAUGAUCCCGAUCUCCUCGAGGUUCUCAGCCAGUGUGGCAGUGGUGGCGAGGCGGCCAAUUCCCAGGACGAUAUGCUGGACGAGGAGAAGGACAAGGCAGGCAAGUCGCAGGACUACGAUGAGUGCCAGAACGAGUUCGAGAUGUGGGAUUGCGACUGCACGGAUGGGGAUGCCAGUAGUGCCAGCGGAGGAGGUGGGGUCACAGCCACUCCGGUUCUGCGAAAGAAGUACACUGCCCCACCGCCGAUCCUCGUGCCCAGGACCCAGAGGAGCCACUCCCUCGACCACUACCAUUCCCCGCAGCCCCUUCUGCAUCCCAGGAAGGUCCUGCCCAUCCAGCACCAUGCCAUGAAGCACAAGGAGAGGGGUCAGCUCUCGCUAGUUUUGCGGCAGGAACCCUUCCAGUCGCUCCUGAGUCCCUCGGCCAAUGCUGCCAAUCAGUUGCACCACUUCGUGGAGUUGCCCUCGCCCAGCAGCGCCUCCUUGCACAGCGGAUUGGGCGACUCUGGUGGCAUCCAGGAGCUCUGCACCAAGUCCAACUCGGCGCCGAUGCUGCUCAAGGAGCGCGAGAUGGGCCGGCGAUUCGAUAAUUUUGAAGCUCCGCAUUUGACGCUGCGCUAUUCUCGUUCGCAGAGUGAUCGCUAUUUAGCAGAAAUCGAAGCCGUGGAGGCUUGCAAAUGGCUGCGAGCUGCAGGUUUUCCGCAAUAUGCACAGAUGUACGAAGAUCAUCAGUUCCCGAUCGAUCUGAACAAUGUAGCCAAAGAUCACACCAAUCUCGAGAACGAUCAGCUGCAGUCCCUCUACCGCCGGCUCUGCGUCCUCAAUCGGUGUGCCACCAUGCGGCUGGACCAGUCCCACAAACCGCAAACACCACAGCAAAAGGAGGAAUCGGAUGAUGAGAACUUCGCCCUGAGCGAGCACUGGACAUUCCAACCGCACAUUCGCCGCUGGUCGCGGAUCGGGGAGAUGGGCCUGGAGCUGCCGCCUCCGGGAUUGCUGAGCCUGAACGUGGAGAAGACGGAGAGCUCGUCGAAGGAGUCUAGUCCGGAUCGGUUCGAGGAGGAUGGCGCUGGGAUCACGCUGGUGAUUCCCGGCUGCAGCAAGGCCAGUGGUGGCGUGGCCACCGAUGGCUCCUCCCUGGGCGAGGGCUCCGAUGGCGGUCGCUUGAGGAGAAGUGGCAGCGAACGGAUCAAGGAUCAGGCCAAGGCCCUGAGGCGGGUGGAGUCCAUCAAGUCGCGACGUCGCAAGCGACAGAAUCGCGAGAAUGUGGUGAUCAGUGGACCCACAGUGCUGGACCUUUCGCAAUUCAACCAGCGGAGUAGUCUGCGCAAACCGGAUGCCGUUUAUUCCACCCCGCCCUCACCAUCGGCCUUGAGCCCCAUGCACACAUUCCCCAAGGCGCCGUUCUUCGGCAACGACCUCAAAGUGCCCAGUCACAGCGACAACUUCCUGAGUCCCAAUCGCUCCAGUCCCAAGAGGACGCCCACCACUCCCCGCUCGAUGAGGACCAGCCCGCUGCACUUCUUCUCCAGUCCCAUGUCGCAGCUGAAGGAGGGCAAGUCCGAUGAUUCCUCGUCCUAUUACAGCGACAGUCAGGAGUCCUCGACGGGGGGUAAAUUGUCCCUGAGGAAACCCUCCAAGGCCCGAAGAUUCCUGCAGCGCACGGGCAGUGAUGACAUAGGUGCCCAUUCCGACUCGGAGUGUCAUCAGGGAAGGAAGCUCCUCAUCAAAUGCCAAUCCAAUACCACAGAGGUCAAGAUAAAGAAGUUGACACGCGGUGGAUCUCUGAUGGGAAAGGAUCCCAAGAAACGCGAAGGUUUCCGCUCCUCAUCUUUCCGCUCGCGAAGCAUCCGAAAGGAACCCAAGAAUGAUGAAGAUCAGGCUGGUGGUGGUGCCACAAAUGGUGGCUCCAAGCGACAGCCGGUGGUGCGUUGGCACAGUUUCCAGAUGGAGGAGCGCCCCAAUAUGAUAUUCCGCAAGUGCUUCUCCAAGAAAAUAGAGCCACUGCAGGAGGAUUCGGGUGGCAUGCCCUUUGCCGCCAUGUCAGCGGGUCAACUGCAGAUAAUCCGGAAACUGGCCCUGGUCACCCUAACUGGACACAUGGAGCGAUACUGCCCGUCCCAUCGAUCCGGCUGGAACUGGGAACUGCCCAAGUUCAUCAAGAAAAUCAAGAUGCCUGACUACAAGGACAAGAAGGUAUUCGGUGUGCCGCUCCUGAUGAUCCUCCAGCGCAGUGGCCAAACCCUUCACGCCGUGCGAGCUGCCUUCCGUUGGCUGCAGCUGAAUGCCCUAGACCAGGUGGGAAUCUUCCGGAAAAGUGGAGGAAUCCGGAUCAUCAAGCUGCGCGAACAGAUCGAAGUCUCCGAUUCCACCGCCGAGUGCAUGGAUGUCUUCGAUCUGCAGCAGGCCUACGAUGUGGCCGACAUGCUGAAGCAGUAUUUCCGCGAGCUGCCCGAAUCCCUGCUGACCACCAAGAUGUCCGAGACCUUUGUGGCGAUCUUUCAACAUCUCCCCGCCGAAGUGCGUCUGGAUGCGGUGCAGUGUGCCGUGCUCCUGCUGCCCGACGAGAACCGGGAAAUCCUGUACGUGCUGCUCGAGUUCCUGACCAUUGUGGCGGCCAACUCGCAGCAGAACCAGAUGACCAGCAACAACCUGGGCGUCUGCCUGGCUCAGUCCAUCUUCCACUCGUCCAUCUCGACGGGAUCCGCCUCCGUUUCCGCCUCACCACGUCGCAAGGGCAAGGGAUCCGGCAUGCCGGACAUGAAGGAGCUGGCCGAGGCCAAGGCCUCGCACGAGUUCUCCUUCAUGAUCGAACACUACAAGCAGAUCUACACGGCCGCCAAGGAGAAGCUGGCCAAGUGCAACUUCAGCUACAUGGAGGAGUCGAAGCCCCUGCCCCUGGAGGCCCUCGGCGAGGGCAUGCAGUUCCACAACUGGCGGGGAUACCUCUACGAGUGCACCAGUGCCACCAUCAAGGAGGGUCGCGAAAAAACCCGCGGCUGGUUUAGCGUUAACUCGCUGAAUGACAGUAAUGUGGACAUUGCCUACAAGAAGGUGGGCGAUGGUCAUCCUCUGAGACUCUGGCGCUGCACCACGGAGAUCGAAGGACCCCCAAGGGAGGCUGAAUUCGUGAUCAAACAAAGAGCCACGUGGGACACGAAUUUGCUGCAAUGCCAGACGGUCAAGAAACUGGACGAUCGCACGGAGAUCUAUCAAUAUGCCUUGGACGGCCAGCUCUCCACGGACUUUUGUGUGUUGCGUUCCUGGCAAACCGAUUUGCCGCGCGGUGCCUGCGUUAUAGUGGAGAUCAUAGAUCAUGCCAAGGCCAAGCCUGUUUUCGGGGCGGUAAGGGGCGUGGUCCUGGCCUCCAGGUAUCUCAUUGAGCCCUGUGGCAGCGGCAGAUCCAGGGUUAUGCAUCUGGCCAGAGUGGAUGUCAAGGGCAAGACACCGGAAUGGUACAACAAGAACUACGGACACAUAUGCUCGCAUUACCUGUCCCGCAUUCGAUUGGCCUUCAAACGUGCCGAUGGACCCGAAAGCAAGGUCUAAACGAUCAAAAUAUAUACAAAAAAAGGAUCUAACCAUCUGUUUGAUGGUUGUUCGCUGUAUUCGUUGUCUGUCGCAAAACUGACGCAUUUAUACGUAAAAAUAUGAUAGCUGGAGGAUCGGAAUAGCCCCGCACUUCGAACAACCCAACGAUUACGCAAGAAAACCCAAUAAAAACCCAUGGACCACAAACACGAGCUUCAGUUUCAUCCCGACCAAAAGCGAUGAAGCGAGAUCAGAGAGAAUAUAUUCUUGUACAUACACCUUGUAGGUUUCUUAAUUUAGUUUUCGACUUAGAUUUAACUACUUAGUUUACUGUAUUAUAUUUAUACGUGGUCUUAAUUUAUACGACAAUAGCAAUCUAACAUCCAAAAUACUCAACACACGUAAAUAUCACAAAGUAUAUCUUAACGAUUUCUCUUGCUAAAGUUUACAUCUACGUUUACGGCACUCCAAAUCUUUAAUGUUAAUUAGUUUGUAGUCUUGGCAAUAUGUUAAAAAACGUAUAUUCGGAAAAGAGCAGAAAACAGCAAAUGCAAAAGCAACCUUAAAAUGUGUAAAGCAAAUUCAACUAGUCAAAUUUAAUACGUUUAAGUUAAAGUACUAACCCCAAAUACACUCAUUGAUUUGGCUUCAGAUAUCGAUUGAUUGAUUGACACCGCAUUACCUGAGUAUGUGCCCGUUGAUCCAAUAAAAAGUAUGAUUGUUUCCAUUGUGCGGUGUGAAAUCGGAAUUAUUAUCACUAUCGUUAGUUUAUGGAUGGCCCUAAGAUCCCCGAUCAAUAUAUAUAUACUAUACUAUAUACUAUAGUUUUAUAUGUGUCUAUAUAAAUACGCUACCACAUAAAUCUAUAAUCGAGUGUUCGAAGGGAGCAGUAACUCAAAUAUUCGAUGCAUAAAGCAAAUCGCAAUAAAAGAGCAUAUUAUGGAAAUGCGACCAAUAUAAACCAAA
Messenger RNA from Drosophila suzukii, 8772 nucleotides. NCBI's taxonomy places the organism in Eukaryota, Metazoa, Arthropoda, Insecta, Diptera, Drosophilidae. The record is from RefSeq and is a predicted model, not a curated record.